This is a messenger RNA of Protobothrops mucrosquamatus (brown spotted pit viper), 1878 nucleotides long. It is a transcript of the gene ZFAND6, whose product is annotated as zinc finger AN1-type containing 6. Gene Ontology annotation, molecular function: DNA binding; polyubiquitin modification-dependent protein binding; zinc ion binding. Gene Ontology annotation, biological process: protein targeting to peroxisome. Lineage: Eukaryota; Metazoa; Chordata; Lepidosauria; Squamata; Viperidae. The coding region runs from base 28 to 885 and encodes 285 amino acids. The transcript is spliced from 7 exons. The record is from RefSeq and is a predicted model, not a curated record.
CGCAAGCAAGAGUCACGAGAAAAGAUUAUGGCUCAAGAAACUAAUCAUAGCCAAGUACCUAUGCUAUGUUCCACUGGAUGCGGAUUUUAUGGAAACCCUCGUACAAAUGGCAUGUGUUCAGUAUGCUACAAAGAACAUCUUCAACGGCAAAACGGUAGUAAUGGUAGAAUUAGCCCUUCAGCAACUUCAGUUAAUAGCCUAACUGAAUCUUUACCAGUUCAAUGCACUGACGGCAGCAUUCAGGACGUCCCUUCAACUCUAGAUUCUACACUUGUACCAGCUACACAACUAAGUCCCGUAUCCAGCCCCUCGUCCCUUUUAGCAGAAUCUGUGGCAACAUGUGAAGUGGAAAGCACAGACAUCAUGGAUAAACCCGGGCUCCAAGGAGAAGAUGUACAAGAACCAACGUCAGUGGAUCUUGCUGAGACAAUUUCAAUAGACAGUACCGGAGACGAAUUUUCGAUGGAUAACUCAGAUUUACCUGACACUACCAGGGGCUCAGAGACAGAAUGCGAUUAUGACGUGAACCUAGACAAUAAUGUAGAUGGCCCUGAUUUCCUGGAGGAGAACUCGAGAGCCAAAACGAGAAGCUGUGAUUCAGAUUUAACACUAACCACAGUAGCUUCAGCUUCAGAUGGUGCAGAACCUUCCUCCGAAGAACAAGGCAAAUCGUUUGACAAACCCAAACAGAAAAAAACUCGAUGUUUUAUGUGCAGAAAGAAGGUUGGUCUUACUGGGUUUGAGUGCAGAUGUGGAAACGUUUACUGUGCUGUACACCGUUACUCAGAUGUCCACAGUUGCUCUUACAAUUACAAAGCUGACGCAGCUGAGAAGAUCAGAAAAGAGAAUCCUGUAGUUGUCGGGGAAAAGAUUCAGAAGAUUUGAACUGCUCCUGUAGCUGGAAUAUUAAAAUGUUUGACCCACCUGCAGAUGAAAAUUGACUUGAGCUUUUUCCUUCCCCUUUCACAAACCCACACACACAUAAGCCUUUCAUAUUUUUUUUUCCGGGCCCUCGUAGACUUCAAGAACACAGAGGACAAGUGUCCAAAAGCAUGCAUAGAAUUUUUUUUCCCCCUCCUUCUUUUAGCACACGACAAACCACUUCCUUUCUUUUCAGGGUGCUUUGUUUUUAGUUCCUACAGAUGAAGAAAAUAAACUCUACACAACUGAGUCCACUAGGAAGGUGGGCCUGUGGGAACUGAGGAACGGAUACCAUGGCUAUAAAAGUAUUAUCAUCUUUUUUUAAAACAAACAAACAAACAAACAACAAAACAUCGAGUACAGAGGGCUUUCUCCAAGUUACGUUGGAAGGCAUCCGUGCUUUUCCCGCUUGUCAUACUAAAAACGUGCAUGCAUUAACCCAAGACACUUCUGUUCAUUUUGUAUAUAGCGUUUCUUUUUUUUCUCUCUGCAGCACAAUUUCCCCCAUCUUUUUCCUCUUCGAUAAUGCCUUGUAUGGCACAACUAGCAAUCAAUAACUGAAUGUAUUUAAUCAUUAAGGCUGCUUGGUUUCCCCUCCCCCUUAACAAAAAUUUAUACACAUGUUUAUCAUAAUAGCUUGUAUGCACCCACUAUCUAUUUAUGUAUGCAUCUGUUCGAGCGUGUCAGAGAGUGCUGAGAUUUUAAAGCGUGCGUGAUUUUUUUUUUUUCUCUUCAAGGUUAUUUUCUAGGGUUUUUUUUCCCUUUCUCCUCCCCCCCCCUUUUAUUUUAUUUUAUUUUAUUUUCGUUUUCUCCAGCGUGCAUGUUGAGAGUUUGCUUGCUCGCAAAGUUCCUGGGGAGUUGUGCUCAUGGGGUCUUUUACGCGCACCAGUGCAAAGAAUGAAGAACUUUUAAGUGUAUUGUAUUUAUGUUCACCCACGUCUUUAACUUUGAUUAAAA